Molecule: messenger RNA, 2031 nt
Organism: Cyclocybe aegerita
Lineage: Eukaryota; Fungi; Basidiomycota; Agaricomycetes; Agaricales; Hemipholiotaceae
Source: the annotation of a GenBank genome assembly
AUGUUUGCUGUUAGAGAAUGGUUCAGGUUCCUAAAGACGAGAGAAGGGCCUAUUUCAAGAGCACAACCCGAAUUUACGCUCACUGCAGUUCUUCUUGGUCUCGCUAUUGGAUGCCUGAUAUGCUUCACGAAUCUGAGCUUGGGUUUGCAGUCAGGAUGGAUCUCAAUGAUGUCCAUUCAAUCUGCUCUCAUUGGCUUUCUCAUCUCAAGGAUGCUUCCAACGCCCCUUACGCCCCAAGAGAUUAUUGUUGUGCAAACAACUGCGGUCGCAACAGGAACUAUGCCCCUCGCGGCAGGCUUCGUUGGUAUCUUACCAGCUUUGACGCUUCUCAAUGAAGACCGUGAUGGCUCGCCUCCCAUUCGCCUUACUUGGCUUGCUGCUGUUGGCUGGUCGUGUUCAGUAGCUUUCUUUGGUGUCUUCCUUUCACCCCCGAUACGUAAACAGGUGAUUAUAGAGGAACAACUACCGUUUCCAUCUGGAACAGCAACUGCUCAUCUUAUCUCUGUCUUGCACCAAUUACCUCCUCCGGACACUACAGUGCGACGUAGAAACGGCUACCGUCAAAUAGAUCAAGAGGAGGAAGAUACUCGUACUGAGGCCGCUACGACUGACGUUGUGGUCGAAGGAGAUGCAAACGAUGCAACCGAGCGUGACGUCAUUGAACACGAAGGUUGGCACGACCUCAUAUGGAGCUUUGCUGGUUCUGGGGCAUUGACAUUGUCUGCGUACUUUUUCCCUGUGUUAUUCACCAUCCCCUUGUUCGGGAGUUACCUUGCCAAAGAGUGGUUGUGGUUUUUCACUCCCAGUCUCUCGUACAUUGGGCAAGGCAUUAUAAUGGGCUUCCCAACGACGUUGAGCAUGAAUCUGGGUAUGUUUGCGGGGUGGGCUAUUCUCUCCCCAUUUUCCAAAUUGUCUGGUUGGGCCCCGGGGCCUGUUGGAGACAUGUCUUCAGGUGCGCGGGGUUGGAUCCUCUGGGUCUCUCUCGGCAUAUUGUGUGCCGACAGUCUUGUAUCUCUUCUUCCUGUCGCCUUCGAAUAUAUUGCGGAGGCCUUGCAACCUUGGCGACAAGGAUAUUCAGUGACCUCGACCAACGCUUUUGACUCGUCCAAACAUCCCCAUGAGACGGAAACCGAAGACAGACUCGUUCCUACUCAAUGGGUCGUCGUUGGCUUGCUACUCAGCGUGGUGGUUGGAACUGUUCUUGUCUGGAUCGUGUUUGGCGACGAGGGCAUCAAACCUUGGGCCACCCUUCUGGGCUUUAUCCUCGGAGGAAUGUUGAGCAUCAUCGGAGUCCGUGCACUUGGAGAAACAGAUCUCAAUCCUGUAUCUGGACUGGGGAAGAUAUCCCAGCUCUUCUUUGCCUGGAUACAACCGGGCAACAUUGUUGCAAACAUCAUUGCUGGUGGAGUCGCGGAAGCUGGAGCCCAACAAGCUGGGGAUCUCAUGCAAGAUUUGAAAACAGGUCACCUAUGCCGCGCCUCACCUCGAGCCCAGUUCUACGGCCAACUCAUUGGCUCUUCGGUCUCGAUAAUUGUUACUACAACGGCAAAUACCUUGUACAACCGCGCAUAUGCGAUUCCGGGCCCUUCAUUCCCCGCUCCCACGGCCUAUGUCUGGUUGAGCCUCGCCAGGUUGCUCCGAGGCGGACAAUUGCCCGAGAACAGUGCAAGCUUCAUGGCCGCGUUUUCCUUGUUAUUUGCUUUGCUCUCAGCUCUCAAGACAUAUUCUGCGAAGAGAAGCAGCUGGGUUGCCGCUUGGAUUCCUUCUGGGGUUGCCUUCGCGAUUGGCUUUCUUAACACCCCUUCGUUUUCCAUUGCCCGACUAAUUGGUGGAGUGGCAGAAUAUGUCUAUCGAACGCGGUUUGCAAAGAGUGGGGGCGACAUCCGUUUGAUCGUUAUUGCGAGUGGGUUCGUUUUGGGUGAAGGUGUUGUCAGCAUUGUAUCCUUGGUGUUACGGACUGUUGGUGUCGGUGUUGUGAGUUGCUUUGGGUGUGGGCAUGGACUAUGCGGAGGGUGCCCUUCUACAUUAUAG